This is a messenger RNA of Oryctolagus cuniculus (rabbit), 4799 nucleotides long. RefSeq names its product matrix metallopeptidase 21 (gene MMP21). Gene Ontology annotation, biological process: collagen catabolic process; proteolysis; extracellular matrix organization. The record is from RefSeq and is a predicted model, not a curated record. Gene Ontology annotation, cellular component: extracellular matrix. Lineage: Eukaryota; Metazoa; Chordata; Mammalia; Lagomorpha; Leporidae. Gene Ontology annotation, molecular function: metalloendopeptidase activity; zinc ion binding.
GGCCCGCCUCCUGAACGGAUUUGUUCUGGAGAAACAGCCGUCCUCCGGGGCUCCCGCACCUGGCAGCCGAGGAGACCGGGGCCCAGGAAGGCAGUGCCCUGCAGAAAGGCUUUGAAAAUCUGCCCCAGGUUUUAUUUCCACUUUUAAAUCUUUGCCCAGAAUUGAGCUGAGCUGGAGGAAACCUGUGUUUGUCUUUUUUUUUUUCGACAGGCAGAGUGGACAGUGAGAGAGAGAGACAGAGAGAAAGGUCUUCCUUUGCCGUUGGUUCACCCUCCAAUGGCCGCCGUGGCCAGUGCGCUGCGGCUGGCGCACCGCGCUGAUCCGAUGGCAGGAGCCAGGAGCCAGGUGCUUCUCCUGGUCUCCCAUGAGGUGCAGGGCCCAAGCACCUGGGCCAUCCUCCACUGCACUCCCAGGCCACAGCAGAGAGCUGGCCUGGAAGAGGGGCAACCGGGACAGAAUCCGGCGCCCCGACCGGGACUAGAACCCGGUGUGCCGGUGCCGCAAGGCGGAGGACCAGCCUAGUGAGCCGCGGCGCUGGCUCUGUGUUUGUCUUUUACCAGCCUGUGGGCUUGUGCAGGAAACGCGGAAUGCUACACGCACACCCAGAGUCCUGCAGAGGCUGGGCUGGGAGGCACUUUGUGUGGGGCAGUACCACCCCCACUCGGGGCAGGGGGCCCCAGGCAAACUCACUCCUCAGAGCAGCCCUGAGGAGGGACAUUCCCGUCACCCCCUUUUUUGGAGAGAGAAGUGAGGUGAUUGACUAGGACCACACAGCUGGCUCAUACACAAGCACACACAUGCACACACACGUGCGCACGGAUGCACACACACUCCUCUGUGCGUGUGUGUACCGCACUGGAAUCUCAUGACUCCCCUUCAUUGUUACUUUUAAAAGGUACGUUUUCUACAUUGAUAACUGAAGAGACCCGAGGGCUGGUGCUGUGGUGUAGCGGGUGGGGCGCCGCCUGUGACACCAGCACCCAGAUGGCACCGGCUCAGUUCCUCGCUGCUGCACUUCCCGUCCAGCUCCCUGCUGUGGCCUGUGAGGGCAGUGGAGGAUGGCCCAGGUCCUUGGGCCCUGCACCCCACGGGAGACCUGGAUGGAGCUCCUGGUUCCUGGCCCAGCCUGGCUGGUGCGGUCAUCUGGGGAGUGAACCAAAAGGAUGGAAGCUCUCUGUCCUUCUUUCUCUGCAAUUCUUUCAAAUAAAUAAACAUUAAAAAAAAAAAAAAACCUUCAGACAACAUUACAAAACAAUAGAGAUCCUAAAACCAUAAGUAAGAAAGUAUCUGAGGAACAAACUGGGAACCCCCAAAGAGCCCUCAGAGAGAAACCUGCCCCCCCACCCAUGAGCAAGCGCAGGGCCCAGGUCUCCUGACCCGGCCAGGCUGGGGGCGUGGGGGAGGGGCGUGGGUUCACACGUUUGCUCUUGGGCAGACAGACCGAAAGUCCUAGCAAUUCAGGCAGCAGCCCUGCACCAUGGAGAUGGAUCCCCAGGCGUGUGCGACCUGGGAGGGGCCAGGAGUUCUCGCACCACCAAGAGAGGAGGCCCUGGGGCCUUCAAAGGCGGCCUCCGGCCUGGCGCACUUCAGGGCUGGGUGAGAAAUGCCUGCGAACUGCCAGCACCCCCACAUCUGCUUAUAAAAGAGCCCCCGGCCAGCCCACGCCACAGGAGGGGCGGCGCACGCACUGGGCUCGGAGGGCCAGGGCUCCGGCCAGGCCAUGCUGGCUGCCUCCGUCUUCUGCCCCGCCCUGCUGCUCUGUGGGCUCACGGCCCCCCAGCCAGCCCGGCCGGAGAUGCUCUUCCACAGCCGGGACCACUCGGACCUGGAGCCGUCCCCCCUGCGCCGGGCCAAGCCCAUCGCAGACCUCCACGCCGCUCAGCGGUUCUUGUCCAGGUAUGGCUGGUCGGUGCCUUCGGCCUGGGGUCCCAUCCCCAAGCGGCUGCCAGAGGGCCGCGCGGGUGCUGCCCUGGCUGAGGCCGUGCGCAGGUUCCAGCAGGUGAACGCACUGCCGGCCAGCGGGGAGCUGGACGCAGCCACGCUGGCGGCCAUGAACAGGCCUCGCUGUGGCGUCCCGGACACUCGGCUGCCGCCCCCCGCCGCCCCCACGACACUGCCCCCCUGGGGCUCACCGAGCCCGCUGGGCCUGCAGCCCAGGGCCCGGCCAAAGCGCUUCCUGGAAAUGCUGCUGCCGGGGCUGGGCAGGCAGCAGGACGACUCCCCCGACGGUGGGGCCGCCAGGGCCUUCUCCAAAAAGACGCUGACCUGGAGGCUGGUGGGAGAGGCCUACAGCAGCCAGCUGUCCGUGGACGAGCAGAGGUCCAUUUUCAGACUGGCUUUCAGGAUGUGGAGCGAGGUGACACCCCUGGACUUCCGGGAGGACCGCACGGCCCCCGCGGCCACAGUCGACAUCAAGCUGGGUUUUGGGAGAGGCCGGCACCUGGGCUGCCCGCGGGUUUUCGACGGCAGCGGACAGGAGUUCGCACACGCCUGGCGCCUGGGCGACAUCCACUUUGAUGAUGACGAACACUUCACACCGCCCACCAGCGACAGGGGCAUCAGCCUGCUCAAGGUGGCCGUCCAUGAAAUUGGCCACGUCCUGGGCUUGCCGCACACCUACAGGCCGGGCUCCAUAAUGCAGCCCAACUACACUCCCCAGGAGCCCGCGUUCGAGUUGGACUGGUCAGACAGGAAGGCGAUCCAGAAGCUGUAUGGUUCCUGCAAGGGGUCAUUCGAUGCUGCCUUUGACUGGAUUCACAAAGAGAGAAACCAGUUUGGGGAGGUGCAGUUGAGGUUCAGCACGUACUUCUUCCGCAAGAGCCGGUACUGGCUCUACGAGAACCGCAACAACAGGACGCGCUACGGGGACCCCACCCGGAUCCUGGCUGGCUGGCGCGGAAUCCCAGCUCAGGGCAUCGACGCCUUUGUCCACGUCUGGACGUGGAGGAGAGACGAGCGCUACUUUUUUAAAGGGCACCACUACUGGAGCUACGACAGUGGCCAGGAUCAGGCCCUCGCAGAAGACCAGCAGGGAAAACGCUACCCCAAGCUGAUAUCACGAGGAUUCCCCGGCAUCCCAAGUCCGCUGGACACGGCCUUCUACGACCGCCGGCAGCAGCUCAUUUUCUUCUUCAAGGGGUCCCUGGUUUUUGCAUUCGAUGUCAACAGGAACCAAGUGCCGAGUUCCUACCCCGUGGCGCUGACCAAGGCCUUCCCGGCAGUGGCACCGCACAGCCACCCCGUCAGGAGGAUAGACGCGGCCUACUACUCCUACGCGCACGGCUCGCUCUUCUUCUUCAAGGGCAGUGCCUACUGGAAGGUGGUCAGCGCCAAGGACAAGCAGCAGAACCCCCAGCUGCCAGCCAACGGCUUACUGCCCGAGCAGCCCAUCUCCGAGAAGUGGUUUGACAUCUGUGACGUGCACGGCUCCACGCUGAACAUGUGAGCAGGGAAACGCAGCGGGCACAGCGCCCCUGAGGACACACGGCCCGGCUCGCCGCCGACGCGAGUGGCUGCCUGCAUCGGAACCCACCGGGAAAGGCAGCGCUCAAGACUGUAGGACAGCUGGCUUAAGAGUCAACUGCUCAGGCAAAACGUAAUUCACGGAAUAAUUCCACUAAUUUUUCAGGGAAAGUUUAAAAGACAAAAAAAGCGAGCAGCCAAGGCCUCCGUCUCUGCCUUCGCUCUGCGACCCUGGCCCAGCCUGAGGGAGUCGUGGGGGAUGCAGCGAGCCGCAGGGAGGGACUGCGCCCCCCUCCGCGGCCCUGUCCCGAGGACUCACUUCCGGGUCCCUGACGGUGCACGGGUGGUCUUGCAGCCGCCGCAGACUGCUGUUUCCAGCCCCAGAGCGUGAAGUCCACUGCGAAGCCCAGCGUGAGGCCUGUUCCCGCCGCGCGCCCCACUUUUUUAAGAUUUUCUUAUUUGAAAGGCCGAGUUACAGAGAGUGGGGGAGAGACACCAUCCACCGUGGGUUCACCAUCUACAACGUGGCUUUUAACUUUGUUAGCACAAACAGAAACUCCAACGUCACCUGAUAAGGACAGAAUCCGGGCCAGGAAACUAACUGAACGGGUUCAGCAGCUCCAUGAGGCAUUUCUUCUAAGGAAACAACUACAACUCAGCCUCGAGGCCUUCGUCUGAAGUCAGCAAUCACGCUCUGGAAGGCAGUUUUCCCCUGCAGGAGCGUUCAGGUUAUCGCGUUGACAAGAGAAGAUGCUAGAAUCGACUUUUCUUGCUUAAAAUUUUGCUCUUGCCCAAACGGCUGCUGCUCAGCGGAGAAGGGCGAGGGCCGAGAGCAGGGCCUUCCCGAGCUCCUCUGCCCCCCACCGACGCGGUCCAGGGGCCUGCCCAGGGCUGCUGCCCCAACAGCGCACUGGGGCUUCAGGCACAACUGUAAACGCUUCCUUCAUGAAGUUUUGCAAAUGGAGGAAACUGGCCCAAGGGCAAGGCAAUGCCCACACUAAGGAAGCAGACAAACGGCAAAGGAGAAUUCUGCCAGGCCGCACGGGUCAGCGCGCUGUCGUGCCAACAGCUGACGAUCAAGAAAGCGAUUUGCAAAAUCCAACCUAGACCAGUUUAGGGCAGACAGCUCUCCAGUGCGGUUCAGAUCCUUCGGAGGUGUGCCAGCGGCGACUCCCCGCACCCAGGCCCGGGCCGGCACGCAGGGAGCCAGACCGUUACCACAACCAGAGAGCCCGACUGCUCUGGGAAUCUUCUGGAAAUCCCGAGAAGACGAAAGACAAGGCAGCCUUGCAAACUGCAGGCACCGCAAACACUGCGCCUGGGCAGGAGCCGUGCGG